CCUGGGGCCCGGAAGGGUGAUGUGGCUGCGGUAUCGCCGGCCUCGCUAUGUCUGCCAUUUUCAACUUUCAGAGUCUAUUGACUGUAAUCUUGCUGCUUAUAUGUACUUGUGCUUAUAUUCGAUCCUUGGCACCCAGCCUCCUGGACAGAAAUAAAACUGGAUUGUUGGGUAUAUUUUGGAAGUGUGCCAGAAUUGGUGAACGCAAGAGUCCUUAUGUUGCAGUAUGCUGUAUAGUAAUGGCCUUCAGCAUCCUCUUCAUACAGUAGCUGGGGAAAAUGCCAGAAUUUAAUUGCCAUCAGAUUUCAUUGUGAACAAGGACUUACUGCAGAAAAUAAUGGAAAGAUGGUUAACCCUUCUAUCUCUGAACAUUGAAUGAGAUAAAUUUCCAGAUGCUAUUCUCUAUUUUUAUGUUAUUGGACCAAUGUUCCGUAUAAAUAAUUAAGAUGUAACCAUUUAAUAGUCUGUAACAAUCAACCUCAGUAUUGUCACUACAAUAUUACAUUCUGCAAAUGUUAUUCUGUUGUAUCAGAUACCAGAUUUUAGUGAGGUAUCUCUAAGGCACAUAGUAGAAAACGAAAUUGGUUAAUUAUUCAAGUUCUUUUCACUGUGAUUUGGAAAUGAUUUGAUCUUUAUAGAACGAGACCCUUUUUUGGACUAGCUUUUUUAUUAAAAUGGCUCAGUUUGUGUUGAUAAAA
This is a messenger RNA of Rhinopithecus roxellana (golden snub-nosed monkey), 695 nucleotides long. Its product is annotated as protein kish-A. Lineage: Eukaryota; Metazoa; Chordata; Mammalia; Primates; Cercopithecidae. Gene Ontology annotation, biological process: protein secretion; intracellular transport. Bases 48 to 266 code for a protein of 72 amino acids. The record is from RefSeq and is a predicted model, not a curated record. The transcript has a single exon.